Linnemannia hyalina is the source of this 3096-nucleotide messenger RNA. NCBI's taxonomy places the organism in Eukaryota, Fungi, Mortierellomycota, Mortierellomycetes, Mortierellales, Mortierellaceae. The record is from the annotation of a GenBank genome assembly.
AUGCAGGAGAUCGAGGUGCCCCCAAGGGACGUCUUUCAACACUACGUCCAUGUCGACCAGCCAGGAAAGACCCUCGUCUGGUGGUUCUCCACAAAAAAGAAGAACAUCUCCUUUGGCCUCUACUUUCGCAAAAACGCAUUUUGUCCUCCUCAGCUGAAAUCAACUUCCAUCGCCCCAUCCAUUACAACCACCGCCCCUCCUCAUUCUUCUUCCGCGCCUACUUCUGCAGGAGGCCUACAGCAUCAGUACCAACAACAACAGCAACGCGCUCAUCCCUCCAGACCCGAAUCCCUGGCCUCCAAGAACGCUGCUCAUUCCAAGGGACCCAGUACAGGAAGCGGCAUUCUUUCAUCAUCCCAAAAGUCAAUCCACAACAACAUGGAUGGCAGCAACAACAACAGCAAUAACAGCAGCAGCCAUAUCAGCAACAACGAGGCAGGACAAUACUCGCCCAGCAAGACAUCGGCCAACUCGAGUGGGAGCGACGAGGACCUUUAUGAAGCAGGGAUUGGGCUGAGGGCACACCAACACAGCCCGAGUCAGGCUUUGCUCCCGUCGACCACACAGCCGUCACUCCGCAAGAAAAAAACGGUUGCCAAGCUCAAGGACCCUGAGUUGAUCGAGCUCAUCCCUAUCCAGCACUACGAAUCCGGUGCAGGCCCAGUCCAUGGAGAGUACACCGUGCAGGAGGAAGGCAGCUAUGUUCUCGUUUUUGACAACACGUUCUCCAUCAACACCUCAAAGCGACUGACCUUCUUCGUCGCCCUUGAGGAGCGCGGGCCGACUCCCGUUGCGCAGCCCACCUCUGAAAUGACAGGCUGGCUCCUCAAAAAGAAACGAAAGCGUAUGCAAGGGUGGGCAAAACGCUGGUUCCAGAUCGAUAAUGGGAUUCUGUCGUAUUCCAAGGUUCAACAUGGUCCUUGUCGAGGAAAAGUCCAUUUGGUUCUCUCGACAGUCACCGUCAGCAAGGCGUCCAACAUGAUCCACAUCGACUCGGGAACAAUGCUCUAUCACCUGAAAGCUUUGACAGUGGAGGAUUACAGAGCCUGGAUGAGCGUCAUCAAAGAAUUCAAGGAGUCGGAACACCGCGCGGUUCAGGAAUCGGUUCACCGAAUGACCCACCGGGAGACACCGACACCAAAACGCGCCCAUCUGAGCAACACAUGGCUAUCGAGUGGCAGCCAAUUGGACGCGUUGAAAGAACUAAUGUCGACCAUGGAUGCUGGAUUCAGCGAUAUUCAGGAUCAACUGGAAUCGAUUCGCGUCAAGUCGGGGUCUACUCUUACUUCUCAGCCAAAGUCCACAGGAAGAGAGCGUCAGUCAUCUAUCGACAACAAGUUCAAGUUGCCUAGAUUUGGCAUUCCACGGACGACGAGCGAUGGAAACGUCUCGCAGACGAAUGACGCAUUGCAUUCACAGCUGCAGGCGUCAUUCAAAAAACUGGCGGCGGACAAGACAAAGACUUUUGAGAUGGUGCGGUCCGAGAUGGAAAAGUGGGAAAAGAACGAAAAGCAGUAUCAGAUGCUCUUGGCCGAAAACGACAAGCUGGCGCAACCUCAUCAUCACCACCACCCUCACAGCCUCCGCAACUCUGGAGAAAAAUCGGCCCUGUCGCGACUGGCGCUGGAGGAGGCCUUUAUCGCACAUGGACGGACGUCCAUGAGCUCGGAUCGGACCAACUCUUUGACCUCGUCCAUCCAUACCGCAUCGGAUGUGUUUUACGACGCAAUGGACGAUGCAGUCUUGACCACCAACAUGUCGCCCGCGGAUCUGUCGGAUCUGGAGGAUGCUGGAUUUGACGUGAAUGGAUUUGACGACGACGACGACAAUUCUAGUGACGAGGACGAGUUUGUCGAUGGCGGCGACUCUUCACCAUCAGCAGCAGCAGCACCCGUAACACAGCCCGCGCCACCAACAGCACCAGAGGACGAUGGAGGAUCAAUCGUGCGGCGGUCUGUCUUGCCAGCACCCGUAUCGGGAGAGGACAUUUCGCUGCUCUCAAUUCUGCGCAAGAACGUGGGCAAGGAUCUUUCGACAGUGGCGAUGCCGGUCUCUCUGAACGAGCCUAUCAAUGUGCUGCAAAAGUUGUGCGAGGAGUUGGAGUAUAGUGAGCUUCUGGACAAGGCUGCCAGUCUCCCAGGAAGUCUGGAUCGGUUGGUCUAUGUUGCUGCGUUUGCAGUGAGUGGGUAUGCCAGUUCUCAAUGGCGUGCAGGUCGUAAACCAUUCAACCCUCUCCAUGGCGAAACCUUUGAAUAUGUCUGCCCUGAGAAAGGAUUCAAGUUCAUUUCUGAGAAAGUGAGCCAUUACCCACCUAUCAUGGCUUGCCACGCUGAAUCGGUGCAUAACUGGACAUUGUCAAUGGAUUCGCGCGCAAAGACAAAGUUCUGGGGCAAGUCCAUGGAACUGAUGCCAAACGGAACGAUCCAUAUCUACUUCACAAAAACAAACGACCACUUCACGAUCGUAAAACCCACAACCUGGAUGCGCAACCUGAUGGCAGGAACCAAAUACCUCGACCACACGGGUGACAUGAAAAUCACCAACCACACCACAAAGGAAACCUGUCUCCUCACAUUCAAGGAAUCGAGUUUCUUUUCCGGGACGAAACAUGAGCUGAUCGGACAUGUCAUGGCUGCGAACGGGGCCAAGAAACGAACACUUCAAGGAAGAUGGUCCGAGUCGUUGAUGGAAGAAGUUGGGCCGAAUAAGUUGGAGAGGCUCUGGAAGGCUCAUACUCCACCACCGAACCAUGAGCGGUACUAUGGUUUCACCGCUUUUACGAUGCAGUUGAAUGAGCUCACCAAGGGGCUGGAGAAGAAGUUGCCGAGGACCGAUACGCGAUUCCGGCCGGACCAGUCGCUCUUUGAGAAUGGGAGAGUUGAAGAGGCGGAUCAAGAGAAACUGAGGGUGGAGCAGAAGCAGAGAGAGUUGAGGAAGCUGAUGGAGUCUAAGGGGGAGCCAUGGGAGGUUAAGUGGUUUGAGAAACGACCGGACCCGCAGACCGAAGAUCCUGAGGGCCAGACUUGGGCUUAUAAGGGUGGAUAUUGGGAGGCGCGCGAGAGUGGGCAGUGGAAUGAGAAGAUUACCCUUUGGUAA